Kuraishia capsulata CBS 1993 is the source of this 1272-nucleotide messenger RNA. RefSeq lists its product as uncharacterized. The record is from RefSeq and is a predicted model, not a curated record. Lineage: Eukaryota; Fungi; Ascomycota; Pichiomycetes; Pichiales; Pichiaceae. The coding region runs from base 1 to 1272 and encodes 423 amino acids. The transcript has a single exon. Gene Ontology annotation, cellular component: oligosaccharyltransferase complex; endoplasmic reticulum membrane.
AUGAGACUAUCGCUGGUACUGGCACUCAUCUUCAACUUGGCAGCCCUGGUUUUUGCGGGACCUGCUGUCAAGGGCGCUACGUUGGUGAUCUAUGAUCCUAAGCUUAGCAAGCUGAGCGACUACGACAACUUUGUGAAGUCGCUGGAUGAUGUCAAGGCUGUAGAGAUUGGGUCUUCUGACAUUGCUCUGUUUAUAAAUGGCAUUAGAAUGUUUGAGAACUUGGUGAUUCUUCCUUCUAAAGUGAGAUCAAUUUCGCCCCAUGUUGGAGUCAAGGAACUCGUUGAAUACGUCAACGAUGGUGGAAACUUAUUCGGAGUGACCAGCUCUGCCGGUGCUCAAUUAGACCUUGAAAAGUUUCUUGGUGAAGUUGGAAUCUACACCAAUGCGAAGUUCAAGCUUUUUGAUCAUUUCAACGAGGAUUCCACGAAAGAGGGCUCCGUCCUCAUCAAAGACCCAGAGUUUCAGAACAAGAUCGUGGUGCCUUCCAGUGUGGACCAAAUAUCUUACUCAGGCUCUGCAGCUUUGUUAAGCAACAGCGAAUAUCUGAUUCCUAUUCUGAAGGCACCAAAGACCUCGUAUACCUACAACGCAGCCAUUGGCCCAGUCGGCUCUGACAGUGUUUGGACCUCGGGUGACCAAGGCUACUUGAUUGUUUCUUUUCAGGCAUUGAAUAAUGCAAGAGUCACUUGGUUGGGUGAUGAUAACCUGAUCAAAGACUCGAAGUAUGAUAAUUUGGCAAAGGAUUUGGUUUCGUGGACAUUCCAAUACAGAGGUGUUAUCAAGUCGGUCAGCACAUCCCACGAGAAUGUCGUUACCGGACUGGAGAGCUACAAAGUCAAGGAUUUCGCCAAGUACGAGAUCGAGAUCUCACAAUGGUCUUCGGAGGAGAACACAUGGGUUCCAUUCGAGGCCGAUGAUGUCCAGGUUGAAUUCAUCAUGUUAGAUCCCUACCAACGUGUCAAUGCCAACGUGACUAGCAGCGACGAAGAGAAGACCCUUUUUACCGCAGUCUUCCAAAUCCCAGACCAGCACGGAAUGUUCACGUUUUCCGUGGACUACAAGAGACCGGGGUUGAGUUUCAUAGACGAAAAGAUCGUUGUUCCUGUGAGACAUCUGGCCAAUGAUGAAUAUCCUAGAAGUUGGGAAAUCACUAACUCAUGGGUUUAUUUGACUUCUGCGGUUGCUGUGAUUAUUGUGUGGUUUGCAUUCGUUACUGUUUUCAUCUUUAGCGGUAAGGCACCAUUGGUGGAAGAUGGCAAAAAGAAAAAUUGA